AUGGAGGUGAUUAUGGUCUGAACGAGAAGGACAUGGAAGCAUCAGUCGCUACGGUGCAGUCGCUGUGUGAACAGAUUGAAGCUGACCUAAUCCUGCUGAGAGAGAGAACUGACGCUGGUGGGAAGAUUCAAGACUACCUCAUCCGUCGGCAUGUGGGGGAGCAGGAUUUCCUGGAAGUCAGAGUGGCGGUGGUUGGCAAUGUGGACGCCGGAAAGAGCACCCUGCUCGGCGUGUUGACCCAUGGCGAGCUGGAUAACGGCAGAGGCUUUGCUCGCCAGAAGCUCUUCAGACACAAACACGAAAUGGAGAGUGGCAGGACCAGCAGUGUGGGUAAUGACAUCCUGGGCUUUGACCAGGACGGUCAG
Austrofundulus limnaeus is the source of this 365-nucleotide messenger RNA. Its product is annotated as GTP-binding protein 1. Gene Ontology annotation, biological process: translational elongation. The record is from RefSeq and is a predicted model, not a curated record. NCBI's taxonomy places the organism in Eukaryota, Metazoa, Chordata, Actinopteri, Cyprinodontiformes, Rivulidae. Gene Ontology annotation, molecular function: translation elongation factor activity; GTP binding; GTPase activity.